Penicillium macrosclerotiorum is the source of this 348-nucleotide messenger RNA. Its product is annotated as SBDS family protein. Lineage: Eukaryota; Fungi; Ascomycota; Eurotiomycetes; Eurotiales; Aspergillaceae. The record is from RefSeq and is a predicted model, not a curated record. The transcript has 3 exons. The coding region runs from base 1 to 348 and encodes 115 amino acids.
AUGCCUCGUGCCAACGACACCACCUCAAAGAUCUUCUACAAGGGUCGUUCGGACGACUUCAUUGUUUUCGUUGACGAUGUCGAGAGCGUGAAGAAGUGGAAGGAUGACCGUAGCAUCCCAUUGAGCGAUGUUGUGAACGGCUGGAAGAUUUUCUUGACUCACUCUCAUGGCGCACAGGGUGUUUUGGAUGGUGCCAGCAAUGCUGCCCUCGAGAACGAAUUCGGCACCCACAACGAGGAUGAUUGCAUGAUCAAGAUCCUGGAGGGUGGCGAAUUCCAGUCGAAUACGGCUGCCGAGCGUCAAGGCGGCAAGAACGACGCCAACGGUCCCAUUGGCAUUACCCGGUAA